UGUAAUAGUUUUUUUUUUUUGAUCAAUGUUUAUGUAAUAGUCUCUGAAGAAAAUUUACCCAAAAAAAGUCAAUGCUUGUCUUUCCAUUCAUGGCGUCGAUGCCGAGGAGCAAACAUCUUCUCCUGAUCUGUUACGUUUCUCUUCUUUGCUUUGUAUCACUGUCGUCUUCAUCAUCUGAUCUCUCUGGUGCAUCUCUACCAUCUUCGUCGAAAGUCUCGCUGAGCCUGUACUACGAGUCUCUCUGUCCAGCCUGUUCUUCAUUCAUAGUUGACCACCUCGUGAAGCUCUUUGAUGACGAUGUCAUAUCCAUCGUUGAUCUCCAUCUAUCUCCCUGGGGCAACACCUACCUCCGCCCCGACAAUGUCACUGCCCUUUGCCAGCACGGGGAAGUUGAAUGUUUCUUGGAUACGGUGGAAGCGUGUGCCAUUGAUUCUUGGCCGAAACUGAGCGAUCAUUUCCCUUUCAUCUACUGUGUUGAGAGUUUGGUGACAGAACACAAGUACGAUAAGUGGGAGACUUGUUAUGAGAAGCUCAAUCUGAGCUCAAAGCCUGUUGCUGAUUGCCUCAGCAGUGGACGUGGACAAAAACUUGAGUUGAAGUAUGCUGCAGAAACGAGUGCACUUCAGCCGCCUCAUGAAUAUGUGCCAUGGGUAGUCGUGGAUGGUCAGCCACUUUAUGAGGAUUAUGAAAAUUUCAUAAGCUACAUCUGCAAGGCAUACAAAGGUAAUAAAGUGCCUGGAGCUUGUGCCAAGUAUUCAUCAUACGACUUCAUUCGCAGUGUGAAAGUGAAUCGCUUCCCUCUGGUUUGCAUGAAAGGAGUCAAUACGAUGUGGGAUUUAUUGGAACGUAUCAAAACCUCUUUAUCCUCGUACCUCAACAUCAGAGGCCUGCUAUAAACAGUUAAUCUAAACACCUUCACUUUCUGUUGUGUUAUGUAACAUGAUACCCUAAAAUGUGAUAGAUCCCAGUUACUCAGGACAAUCAAAUGUUGAUCAAACUCUCUCCUAUCUCGUUUGGCUUUUCUGAAACUUAAACCACAAGUUCCAACAAUGUAUACUUGGGUUGGGUUUAGACCAAUGACUCAUUAUCGGUAUAGCAACAAGAGUCUAUUAGGGUUGAAGAUAGAACGUUACCGUGAGGACUGUAACCCAUUUACUCAUUUCGAUGUUGACCAGGAGAUGAUGUGCUUAUAAGUUUUUUCUUAUCAUAAGUAUAAAACAUUAUACUUGACAUAUAAUAAGAGAGUAAGACAACACGAUAAUAUAUAAUACAUAGUAGAGAACAGGAGCAGAUCUAGAAACAAAUAUACACAAAUUUUCUUCACUACAUUUUCGUUUAGGAUAGGAAGCACAUUUUCGAGAGAGAAAAAAGAGAGAAAAGAGAUCUGAGUCUCCCCCGGUGUCCGGAAGCGCGUGGAAGCGCGUGUCGGCGCCGGAGGUUCCCCCCUGUCUUCUAGUUAGUCUUUGCUUCUUCCUCGUCUUAGUUCUGCCACCGUCUUGUUCUGAGCUCUGGUCCGGCGAGCUUCCUCAGCCUUAUCUUGCUGACGGUACUUCGACCUUCCCUGGAGUUAAGACGCGGUGGUUUGGUUCGGUGGUGAGUGGAGGAGUCGGCGUUCCUGGCUUACAUGUCUUUUGGACAAACUUGAUAAACUCUCGGGAACAGAUCUAAAUCCUGUUUGUCAGAUCUGAAGGCUAGAUGAAGGCGUUGAUGAGUUUCGAUCUAUCAUUCUCCUUCUUGAAGUUGUGGGCUUCUGAGUUGUCGGUGCUCCAACUUCAAAGGUUCCUCUCCGAGGGUCCUUAGCCUUCGACCUGUGUGUGCGCCUCCUAGUUUGCUUCUGGUAGUGGUACCGACGUGUUUUGGAGGUACGCUUUGCCUUGGGUUCGUAGCGACGGAAUAGCUCCUUUCUGUUCUCGGUUCGCGUGGAUUCUCCGGCUUGAUCCUAAGGCAAAGGGGCUUCGGCUCAUAUAUUUGCAUCUUGGCGUGGGGUUGAAUGAGUUACGGUUCGUCUCUUCACCCUUUGGGAUUGCUUCUUUGGUGUCAUCUCGUGGUUCCUGGUUUGAUUCCGGAACAAUAGAUUGAGGUUGAUCUCCAUGGCUCCCUUAAUAAAGUUCAGCCUUUGAUGCCUGUCUCCUCCACAACCUCCUCCAUGCGUUGGUAUCAUUUGCUUGGGUGUUUUGUGAAUUGAUUUAGACUCUGUUUUUAGUUUCUCAAGUUUAUGUCUUGUGUAAUGCCUUAGGCUUCAGGGUAUCAUCUCUGUUUUUGUUGUUUGUCUCCAGAAGAACUAUGUUUUCUUGCUGGCUUUAGACUCCGGAAGUAUUG
Messenger RNA from Raphanus sativus (radish), 2319 nucleotides. RefSeq names its product gamma-interferon-responsive lysosomal thiol protein-like. The transcript is spliced from 5 exons. Gene Ontology annotation, molecular function: oxidoreductase activity, acting on a sulfur group of donors, disulfide as acceptor. The record is from RefSeq and is a predicted model, not a curated record. Bases 72 to 896 code for a protein of 274 amino acids. Lineage: Eukaryota; Viridiplantae; Streptophyta; Magnoliopsida; Brassicales; Brassicaceae.